This is a messenger RNA of Galendromus occidentalis (western predatory mite), 3666 nucleotides long. It is a transcript of the gene Sf3b3, whose product is annotated as splicing factor 3b subunit 3. NCBI's taxonomy places the organism in Eukaryota, Metazoa, Arthropoda, Arachnida, Mesostigmata, Phytoseiidae. The transcript has 6 exons. The record is from RefSeq and is a predicted model, not a curated record. Bases 1 to 3636 code for a protein of 1211 amino acids. Gene Ontology annotation, molecular function: protein binding; nucleic acid binding. Gene Ontology annotation, cellular component: nucleus.
AUGCAUCUGUACAAUCUCACUCUGCAACAUGCGACAGCCAUCACUGCGUCCUGUCACGGGAAUUUCUCCGGACACAAGCAGCAAGAGAUCGCUGUUGCCAAAGGAAAAAUCCUCGAGAUCCUCAAGCCGGAUUCGAACACUGGAAAAGUACACACCGUCUACGCGACAGACGUCUUCGGCGUGAUACGAAGCCUGAUGAGUUUCCGUCUGACCGGGGGCAGCAAGGACUACUUGAUCGUUGGCUCGGAUUCCGGUCGUAUCUGUAUCCUUGAGUUCAACCCCGCGAAGAAUGUGCUGGAAAAGAUACAUAUGGAAACCUUCGGCAAAUCCGGCUGUCGACGCAUCGUGCCCGGACAAUAUUUGGCCGUCGAUCCGAAAGGUCGAGCCGUCAUGAUCGGUGCUGUCGAAAAACAGAAGCUUGUGUACAUCCUCAAUAGGGAUUCGAACGCUCGACUCACGAUCUCCUCGCCCCUAGAGGCGCAUAAGAGCAACACUCUGGUGUACCACAUGGUCGGUGUCGACGUGGGAUUCGAAAACCCGGUGUUCGCAUGCAUCGAGUUGGACUACGAAGAAGCCGACAACGAUCAUACCGGCGAAGCCGCCAAGAAAGCUCAGCAGAGCCUAACUUUCUACGAGCUCGAUCUCGGUCUGAAUCACGUGGUCAGGAAGUAUUCCGAACCUUUGGAGGAGCCGAGUAAUUUCCUCAUCGCGGUGCCCGGAGGCGUGGACGGGCCUUCUGGAGUGCUUGUGUGCUCAGAAAACUUCAUCACGUACAAAAAUCUCGGCGACCAAGCCGACAUCCGGUGUCCGAUACCCCGACGCAGGAACGAUCUCGACGACCCCGAUCGGGGCAUGCUUUUCGUCUGUUCGACGCAGCACAAAACGAAGUCGAUGUUCUUCUUCCUGGCUCAGACCGAACAGGGGGACAUAUUCAAGAUCACUUUGGAAUUCGACGACGAUGCCGUGACCGAAAUCAAACUGAAGUAUUUUGAUUCGCUGCCAGUCGCUCAGACGAUGCAUGUCUUGAAGUCGGGAUUCCUGUUUGUGGCUUCCGAGUUCGGUAAUCAUUCGCUCUAUCAGAUCGCACAUCUCGGUGACAACACCGACGAGCCGGAGUUUUCAUCCAUAUUCCCCUUGGAAGAGGGCGACACAUUUUUCUUCCUCCCUCGAGAACUCAAAAACUUGGUCUUGGUUGACGAAAUGGACUCGUUGUCUCCUAUCAUGACGGCCAGAGUGGCAGAUCUGACGAAUGAAGAUACACCCCAGCUCUACGCAGCUUGCGGUCGCGGCCCCCGCUCUACAAUGCGUGUCCUACGUCACGGUCUCGAAGUGAGCGAAAUGGCCGUUUCGGAGCUGCCUGGCAACCCAAGUGCCGUGUGGACGGUCAAGAAGAGAGCGGACGACGAGUACGACGCCUACAUCGUCGUGUCCUUCAUCAACGCAACUCUCGUACUCAGUAUCGGAGAGACAGUCGAAGAAGUCACGGAUUCCGGUUUCUUGGGAACCACGCCGACUCUCGCUUGUCAUCAGAUCGGACACGAUGCUCUCGUACAGAUUUAUCCUGAAGGCAUCCGUCACAUCAGAGCGGAUCGGAGAGUUAAUGAAUGGAGAACGUCUGGCAAAAAACUGAUUGUAAAAUGCGCAGUAAAUCAACGACAAGUCGUCAUCGCUUUGACCGGAGGGGAACUGAUAUAUUUCGAGAUGGACUCCUCUGGUCAGCUGAACGAGUAUGCAGAACGCAAGGAAAUGAACAGCGACGUACUCUGCAUGGCCUUGGGAUCGGUUCCCGCGGGCGAACAGAGGACCAAAUUCCUGGCCGUUGGUUCCUCCGACGGUACGGUGCACGUUAUCUCGCUGGACCCGAAAUCCUGCCUCUCAAUCCUUUCGGUCCAGGGCAUGACGGAGUCCAAUCCUGAGUCCUUGGCUAUCGUUGACAUGUCCGGACACGAAGAGGGAUCAGGAAGCUCGGCGUUGUAUCUGAAUAUCGGACUUCAGAACGGAAUCUUGAAGAGAAUGGUCCUCGACGCCGUCACCGGUGACAUGUCCGACACACGCACCAGAUUCCUCGGUUCGCGCAGCGUGAAACUCUUCAAAAUCAAAAUGCAGGGCACCGACGCCGUCCUCGCAAUGUCCUCCCGAUGCUGGCUCUCGUACUUGUUCCAGAAUCGGUUCCAUCUGACGCCGCUUUCCUACGACUCGCUCGAAUACGCUUCAGGAUUCUGCUCAGAGCAAUGUCCUGAAGGCAUUGUCGCAAUCGCCGGGAACACACUCCGAAUUCUCGCUCUGGAGAAACUCGGCGCUGUCUUCAAUCAACUCAGCGCACCUCUCUCGUUCACUCCGAGAUCUUUCGUGAUUGACAAGAAAUCACAGAAAUUAAUCGUAAUCGAAACGGAUCACAACGCGUAUACAGACUCGGUCAAAGAGAAGCGAAAGCAACACGUCGCUGAAGAAAUGAUCGAAGCCGCUGGCGAAGCCGAACAGGAGAUGGCCGCAGAGUUGGCGGCUGCUUUCCUCUCCGAAGACCUGCCCGAAUCCCAGUUCGGAGCUCCUCGGGCUGGCAAAAAACACUGGGCUUCGGUGAUUCGCAUCUUGAAUCCUUCGGAUCUGUCGACGGUCUACAAAAUUCAGCUCGAACAGAACGAAGCCGCCGUCAGUGUCGCUUUGGUCAACUUCGACAAAUCCACAGAUCCGAUACUCCUCGUUGGCAUUUCGAAGGAUCUGCAGCUGAGUCCACGGGAAUGCCGGAACUCUUUUAUCAACGCCUAUAGGGUCGUGAAGGACUGCACCGAGCUGGAGCUCGUCCACACAACAGUCAUGGACGACGUUCCCCAAGCCAUGUGUAACUUCGGCAAUCGGGUUCUGAUCGGAGUGGGCCGCUGUUUGAGAAUAUACGAUUUCGGAAAGAAGAAGAUGCUCCGAAAAUGCGAGAACAAACACAUUCCCAACCUGAUCGUGACCAUAAACGCCGUCGGUAACCGCAUUGUUGUCGGAGACGUCCAGGAAAGCUUCUUCUUCAUCAGGUACCGAAUGCUCGAGAAUCAGCUGAUCAUUUUCGCGGACGACUUCACGCCUCGUUGGACGACAGCGGCGUGCAUGGUCGACUAUAGGACCGUCGUAGGCGGUGACAAGUUCGGCAACGUUUACAUCUUACGUUUGCCAGGGAACACGUCGGACGACGUCGACGAAGACCCUACUGGAGUUCGCUCCUUGUGGGAUCGAGGAUGGCUGGGUGGAGCUGGUCAGAAAGCUGAAGUUCUGAGCAUGACUCACGUUGGUGAGCUGAUCGUUUCGCUCCAGAAGACCGCAUUGAUCCCCGGCGGACCCGAAGCUAUAGUGUACACAACGAUAGCCGGUGGUGUUGGCGCUCUCAUACCUUUCUCAUCGAAAGACGACCAUGAAUUUUUCCAACAUCUCGAAAUGUAUAUGAGGACGGAACAUCCGCCCAUAUGUGGACGUGACCAUCUGUCGUUCAGGAGUUACUAUUUCCCCGUCAAGGCCGUAAUCGAUGGCGAUCUAUGUGAGCAAUAUAACUCACUCGAUGCCAACAAGCAGAAACAGAUCGCCGAUGAAUUGGAACGGCUUCCGCAUGAGGUCGCGAAGAAGCUCGAAGACAUUCGAACCAAGUUUGCCUUCUAGAAUUAAUCAUCUGGUUGAACUCUAUUCUAA